Molecule: messenger RNA, 1181 nt
Organism: Acyrthosiphon pisum (pea aphid)
Lineage: Eukaryota; Metazoa; Arthropoda; Insecta; Hemiptera; Aphididae
Exons: 1
Coding region: 1-624 (207 amino acids)
Source: RefSeq, a predicted model, not a curated record
AUGAUUGAUGAUGAAUUAGCAGAAAGUUUUAAUAAAUUAUUUUAUUUGAAGGAAAAUGUUCAACAAAUUAAUAGAGUGGAACCAAUAAAAGUUGAAGUGGAAAUUGAAGGGAAAAUAGUUAGUAUGGAAUUAAAUACUGGAGCAUCAGUUUCAAUUAUAUCAGAGUAUGAAUAUAGGAAAAAGUUUGGAGAAAUUAAAUUGGAGACAGAUGGGUUAAAAUUACAAUAUUAUACAAAUGAAACAGUAGACAUAUUAGGACACAUACAAGUAAAUAUUAAAUAUAAAAAUAAAAAAUUCAAAGGGAAAUGGUAUGUUCUGAAAGGACAAGGACCUAUGUUGUUAGGUAGAGAAUGGUUAAAAGAAAUGGGUACAUUAUCAGACUUAUACAUUAACAACUCAAUUAAGAAAACAUUAUUAAAUAAACCCUUAUUAAAUAUAGAUUUAAACAAUAUAGAUAAUGCAAUUGUAGACAAAUUUCCUGAAGUAUUUAGUAAUGAAUUAGGAUUAUAUAAAGGUGAAGAAAUUGAGCUAGUAUUAGUAGAUAGUGCAAAACCCAAAUUUUUUCAACCCAGAACAAUACCACUUGUAUUAAAAUCUAAGGUAGAAGCAGAGUUAAACAGAUAAGAGAAAGAUGGUAUAAUAAGCAAAGUAAAAUAUAGCCUGUGGGGGACACCCAUAGUUCCAAUUACUAAACCUUCAGGAGAUAUUCGAAUUUGUGGUGAUUACAAAGUAACUGUAAACCCAUUCUUAAAGCAAGAAAGAGCAAUUGUGCCACGAAUUGAAGAACUAUUAGUAGGUAUUAAAACUAAAGGUAAAUUUUCCAUUAUAGACUUGAGUCAAGCAUACCUUCAACUGUCACUAGAUUCGAAAUCAAGGGAGUUGACAGCAAUUAGCACACACAUGGGAGUAUAUGUUUACAAUAGAGUAUCAUUUGGUAUUAAUGCAUCUGUAGGAAUAUUUUUAAACAGAUUUGGUGAGAGGUUAAAGCAUAUAUCAAAUAUUAGAGUUUAUUUUUAUGAAAUACUAAUUUUUGGCGAUAGUGAAAAAGAACACCUAGAAACACUAAUAGAGGUCUUAAACCUUAUUAAAUCACUAGGUUUAACAGUACGGAAGGAAAAAUGUUUAUUAUUUAAAGAUGAAAUAAAAUUUCUUGGAUAUAUAAUACACAGUAAUGGUAGUAA